Vanrija pseudolonga is the source of this 4982-nucleotide messenger RNA. It is a transcript of the gene mus81, whose product is annotated as Crossover junction endonuclease mus81. The record is from RefSeq and is a predicted model, not a curated record. Gene Ontology annotation, cellular component: nucleus; Holliday junction resolvase complex. The transcript is spliced from 9 exons. Gene Ontology annotation, molecular function: 3'-flap endonuclease activity; crossover junction DNA endonuclease activity. Bases 84 to 4982 code for a protein of 1632 amino acids. Gene Ontology annotation, biological process: DNA catabolic process; mitotic intra-S DNA damage checkpoint signaling; double-strand break repair via break-induced replication. NCBI's taxonomy places the organism in Eukaryota, Fungi, Basidiomycota, Tremellomycetes, Trichosporonales, Trichosporonaceae.
CAAUCCCCGCGCCACUGAGGCGCCUGUCAAUUGACCGCCGGGUGCGAUCAGAGGUCCUGCCAAAGCCUCGCCGUCACUCGUCGAUGGCGAAUGGGAGACGGCCCUCGGUGCUCACGGGCGGGUUCGAGUCGAGCUCUGACGACGACAAGAGCAACAAUGGCCAUGCUGCUGUUGGUGGUGUUGGAAGCGCGCCAAGUAGUCGCUCGACAGGCCGCCCAGUGAUCGGUUUACCAAUGCUGCAAGAGGUCCAAGCGCACCACCACGCGGGUGCGACUGGUUCGGGACGCCGCCGUGCCCAGAGCUUGAUGUCACCACCAGUCGCGCACGACGCUGCUGCUACUGGUGGUGGUGCUGGUGGUGGCGGCGGAGGGGGCGCCGCGUUCGCACCUCCUUCGCCCGUUGGUUCGCGGCGCUCAUCGCGCAUGCAACGCCCGUAUACUGGAUCACCACUCUCACCUCGUGGUCCAAGUGCUGCUGCUGGAGUUGGUGGUGCAUCAACAGCAACUGGAUCGCCCCGCUUCGGUCCAACCUCUGCAGGCCUGGGACAAGAGCCAAGUUGGCGCGUAACGGCGCCUAGCGGCGGCGAAGCGACUUCCUCGGGCUGGGAAGACGACAUGGUGCGACAGCGUCCUCGCAAGCUACGCUCUGUCGACGAAAACAAGCCGCAGGAUCAUCAGCAGCAUCAAGAGCAACAUCAUAAACCGAGCCCAUUGACGCUAAGUCUGGGCUUGGGCAGCUUGCGCAACGAGGCCGUCCUCAGCUCGGAUCAGAUCCAGGCGCUCCUCCAAGACGCAGACGUGUCAUCGGCUAUCCAGCUCAUGUCCAACCCUCCUCCAUCGUCGCGCGCACAUCGCCAGUCGAUCAUUGCACCGUCUCCUGAUGUGUCACAUUCAGCAACAACACAGCCUCCCACGUCGACCUCGGUCGAACUCCCGCCAGUGUCCAAGCCCUACCUUGUUUCCGCCCCGCCAGCGCUCACUAGCGGUGGCGCCGAUUGGGGAGGUCGCGAUCGAUCACCAAGUAUCAGCUCAACCGUCGCUCCCUCGCCUAUGCGCAACGUUACACCGGCCACGGGUGGUCGCCGGCGUGCACUUUCCAACGCGACACUUGGUGGCGACAGCGACGGUGGUCACAUCCCCUUCACACACCACGUACCUCCCAUCCCAGCUGGCGACACGGACAUUGAGGAAGCAAGCGAGGACGACAUUGGCCACUCUGACAACCCAACCAGUGCCCAUUUCUCGGCUAAUGAGGGCGCCGUCUUGACUCCAAAGACACCAGAUAUGAGCGCGGUGCCUCCAAAGGCAAAGGACGACUCUGGAUCUCGCCGCCGCAUCAGUGGCUUUUUCAACCGUGGCAAGAAACGAGCGCCAUCACCAAAUCAAGCUCCCCCAGAACGCCUAGAACGCCUCGCUCCCCCAGCUUCCUCCUCGCCCGCCCCGACACCAGCACGAAGGCACGCGGAAACACAAGCCGUGCGACAGAAGAUGGACCGCGACGCCGAGAUAAAGAACGCUGAGCGGGCACGCCGUCAGCAGGAGCAGCUGCAAGAGCAGCAGUACCGCGCAAGGUUGACUGUCAAUGCGCACCCUGCCGCGCAGCGCAAGGCCCUGGCUGCGUCGACUCACCUCGACGCGUACUACAGCGCGAUUAACGAAGGGCUCGAGAACCCGCCAAAGUUUGAUCCCCUCGCCGUCUUGCGCUGGAAGCACGCAACCGAGGCGCAGACGGACAAGAGAAUCAAAUGGGAGACGGAGCAUGCUGCCGACUUGGAGCGACUGCAUGCGUCUCGUGCGUUGUCGCCGCUGCCUUGGAAUGCUGGUGCCAGCAAGACAAGCCUGGGCUCAUCGCCAAUGAUCGGCUCGUCGCCACGCUACGAAGCACUGCGCCCAUCCUUUGACACAAGGCGCAGCCGCACGACAGGAUCCAAUGGCGAACCCCUCAUUGCUCCUGGCUGGCAUUACACAAUGGACGACGUCAACGAAUACAACGAGUGCAAGGGUGCAGUCGACUACUUCUAUCCGCCCGUUCUUCCGCCCAUCCCAGACACGCAAGAAGUUCACCCUUCGCCUGGACCGCCCGAGUCAAACGGCUCCGCGGUUUGCACGAGCGGUAUCCCUUCUCAAAAGUCGAUGAGCAUUCUCCGCGGUCCUCUCGAGAGCCUCAAGACAGCAGCCAAGGACGUCAGACGCAACAUUGCUGGAGCUGUGGCCGACUUUGACGACUCAGAGCCCGCACCAGGCGACGCAAACGGACAGAACCGCCUCUACAUCCACAACCACAACAGCUUCAGGGACAGAGCCAACAUGCUUCGUCGGAACAUUGGCACUGGUAACGCCCACGCCGGCGGCGAGGCGUCCACUGGCACCUCGGAUGACGAGCACGGUAACCUCCGCCGCCUGUUCGGUAGAGGCGUUGUCUCGGGCGGUGUCGCGCGCAUGGCGUCCAACCUUGGAGGGCCGCGGAAAGCCAACAACGUCGAGGCCGAAGCCAACCAGGUGUCACGAGCGGCCGAGUUACGCGAGUGGGAGAACGUCUAUGCACGCGAACAGCGUGCCAAGGAGCGUCAGGCCAAACGCGAGCGCCAGGCUACGGAAAUGGAGCUGGCUGCGGCAGCACGAAUUGCACAGGUCGAGGACGAAAUCUACUCUGAGCGUUUAGGAAUCCUUGGCAAGGCCAGGAGUCGCCUGGAGCAGGCCGAUGUCGCCAACACCAAGAUGGACUACACGGUCGCGCACUUCACUGAGCAGCUCGACCAGGUCCAGGCCGUCUUCCGCCACACUGCCGACGUUGACGUCUCGUUCCCUGGUCUCAACGCCUUGAAGAAACCCCCUACACGAAGUGCUUCCAAGGACGAGGACGAGACGGUGGACAGCCUCGGUCCUCUUGUCGCCGAGUCCGACAAGGGUUACUUCAGCGCUGUGGGCUCAGGCUCGAACCGGCCUCGACCACCAAGGAAGCCGGCUGCAGCUCCUCAAGUCACCCUCCAGUCGUUUGGCCUCGGCGUUCUUGGGCCUCGUCGUUCGGUGCUGGAUCCGAUUACCGGCACCCAUGUCGACCCUAUCGGUCGCCUGCAGCUGACGCUGGACCGCGGCCGUGACGUCAAGAACGGCUUCGCCGCGGGCCGCGCCGACGCUGCACAGCAGUUACGCGAUAUCAACACCACUAUCGACAGUCUAAUCAAGCAGAAGGAAUCGGUUCGCAGCUGGAUCAAGCAUCUCUUGCCCCGGAUCGGAAAGCUCAAGGAGGAGCGCGCCAACAUUGCCGUCAAGAUCAAGGGCGGCGUCAACGCCAGAAUGUGGAGGUCGUCAGACAUUGCAGUCGACCUCUUUGUGCGCUGGGCCAUGGGCCUCGUGUCGUACUUUAUCCGCAUUGCCCGCGGUAUCAAUUGGGUCCGCCGCGUCGAGGUUGGCUGGUUCCUUUGGUCCUGCCUCGGCGCCAUCGCGGCCAUGCUCGUCUUCUUCUUCGUCACUGGCGACACCCCCAACGGCGCGCCCGUGUCAGCCGCGAUGUCUGCCUCGCUCUCGGAUCUGCGCGACGCCGCGCGCGAAAAGGGCCUCAAGACAUCCGACGUCUACUCCAAGGCGUGCCGCUCGCUCGUGGCCUGCCCCGUGCCGUACGACCGCCCGCGCGACCUCGCGCAGCUGCAGGGCAUCGGGCCCAAGACGGUCGCGCUACUCGAGGCCAAGCUGAAGAAACACUGCGAGGAGACGGGCAUGGCGUGCCCCGCGUCGCCUGAGCGCCCACGCCCCGCCGCAAGACGCCCCGCCGCAAGACGCCCCGCCGCAAGACGCCCCGCCGCUGCAGCUGCCGAAUCUGACGAGGAGCCCGCCCCGCCGCCAAAGAAGCGCAAGCCCGCCCAGCCGAAAGUGUACAUCCCGCAGCGCGGCUCGGGCGCCUACGGCCUCCUCCUCGGCCUGCUGCUGUCGAUUGACGACCCGUCCAACAUCCAGAACUGGAUGACCAAGGGCGAGCUCACGCGCGCGUCGCAGGCGUACUGCGACAGCCCAUACGACCACUCCGAGCGCGGGGGGUACCACACGGCAUGGAACGGCAUGAAGACGCUCGUGAACAAGGGAUACACGCUUGUCAUGGGCAGCCCGCACCGCUACUGCCUCACCGAGGACGGUUACGACGUCGCGGUUACCUUGCGCAACAUGCACCCCGAGUUCGCGAGCCUGCCCAAGCUGCUGCCCCUCGCGCGGAGGGAAGAAAUUCCGCCGUCCCCUGCGGCGUCGGAGGGGACCGCCCGCGCCGCAUUGCCUCCGCCUGCAGCGCCGAGAUCGGGCAAGUUUGGAUUUUGGUACCUUGACGCGAGGGGCAAGCGCGUGGACAGCAUCGACAGUGCGAGACUCCGCCUCGAUCCAGAAGAGUUCAUCGCCCUCCGCCAGAUCGAGUUCCGCGAGUCGCAGCGCACGCACCCGAUUACGGCACAGCUGCGCCUCAUUGCCGACUUUCCGACACUCAACGACGACGGUGUGGCGACACUGACGGCGUUUAUUGUCGAGGACGGUGCGCCCCCAUUUCGUCUUUCCCAGUCGGGGAUCGGCAAGGUAUUUUACGUGGUCGAGGAUUUCCAGCUUGCCGAGCGCAUGGAAUUCCACGGCGCGAAAAUCAUGACGGCAAAGUCGCAGAUCCAAGUGAUCAGCGGUUUCUUUCUCAAGGAGACACACAAGCUGAAUGACACGAUCGAUUUUCUCGCCACAAUGACCUCUGUCAUUGAGCGCACGCACCGCGACCUCGAGAUGAUUCCGCCCCGUUUCAUCUCACGAACUUCGUACAGCUCGCUGCAAGCGACCUUGCGAAAGACGUAUCCGGACAAGGCGUUCCUCACGUCGUUUGACUCCUACCAGGCCCUCAACGACAAAAGUGGCAGCAGGACCGUGUACGAGACCCUAGCGCGAAUGCUGCUCUGCGUCAAGGGCAUGAGCCCAGAACGAGUCGCCGCCGUGCUUGACAACUAUGAAAAGGCGCCACUCUGA